UUUUCUUGGUUGUGAGAGAAUGCUCGAUACAGUUGCAAAGUGCUGAAUCUGAAUUGCAAGUGGGAAGUGCCUUUUGGAAAAUCCUUUUUAUCUCUUAAAAUUAGGAGAUUCUUUUUUUUAUUUUUUUUCAGAUAUUUUUCCUUGUUUAUCGCUUCAAUUGUACUAUUCUCUUUCUGUUCUUCGUCUUAGCUCAUUCUCUCUCUCUCUCUCUCUCUCUCUGAGCUACUAUUGUGACAGGUUAGGGUUUUUUUUUGUUUUUUUUGUUUCUGUGUUGGAAUGUAGCAUGCUGUUGUUUGAGAAUGGAUGAAGUGAUGGAGUUGAAGGAGACACAGCAAGAGCGUAACAGGAAUGACAACGAUGGUGGUGAUCGCUCAGUUGAAGUGGUUAAGUGGGAGAGGUUUCUGCCACGGAUGAUGCUGAGAGUGCUGCUUGUCGAAUCUGAUCAUUCUACUCGCCAGAUCAUCACUGCGCUUCUCAAGAAAUGCAGUUACAAAGUUACUGCAGUUCCUGAUGGAUUAAAGGCAUGGGAGAUGUUGAAGAGGAAGGGAUCUAACAUAGAUCUCAUAUUAACAGAAGUGGAGUUGCCGGCAAUAUCUGGAUUUGCACUUCUGUCUUUUAUCAUGGAGCAUGACAUUUGCAAAAACAUUCCCGUUAUUAUGAUGUCUUCUCACGAUUCGGUUAGCAUGGUGUUGAAAUGCAUGUUAAAAGGUGCAGCUGAUUUUCUUAUAAAACCUGUUCGGAGGAAUGAGCUUAGGAACUUGUGGCAUCAUGUUUGGAGAAAGCAUGGUAUUAGAGGGCUUUCUCAAAAUACACUAUUUCCACAAAAAAAACUUAAAUCUGCCACAGAAGACAAUUCUGCAAUCAAUCAAUCUAGUGGUUCUGCGGCUUCCUCACAGAAAAAUAAUGAAUGCAUCGAGAAGUUGAGCGAGGCUCAAAGCACCUGUACAUCGCCAUUUUUGGAAGCUGAGAGUGCAAGCAUGGAGAAUAUGCAGGAUGCAUCCCUGCUGAAGAGCUCUUCGAUAUUGAGCAACAUUGAUAUGAUGAUGCAUGAAGAAUUUACCAAUUUUGAAAGUGAAUCAACUAGGCAUAAUGAGAAAUCAAUUGCAUUUGCAUCUGAGGCUGAAAGGUGCAACAAAACUUUUAAAUUAACAGAUUUAUGGCUAGAACAAGAUCAUGGCUGUGCUGAAUCCGAAAGAAAAGAUGAAAUUUUAACAGAUGAGUUAAACAGAGACAAUCCUAAUAUGAAUACCGAGGCACAUGGAUGCAGUGAUGAACGGGUAAAACCUUCUAGAGCAGCUAACUUGAUUGCCACAUUUGAGAAUCUUCCAAAGCACACUAAUGAAAAGUGUAGUCUCGACCGUGGUAGCACAACCAAGUUUGAUUUUGAUACACAAUUGGGACUUUCUUUAAGAAGGGAUUGUCCUGGCAGCUCAUGUAAACAAGCAAGUGAAGCAACUGAGGAGUGCCAAAGAUUGAACCAUUCAAAUACUUCUGCCUUUUCUUGGUAUAGUGGUUGUAAGUUGUUUAAGCCCCUUUUUCCAACUCCACCAAUUACAUCUGCCAAAGUAAACAACACCAAUUGGGAUUCUCAAGAAUACCAUAAAUUACCUGAAAUUACUGCUGGUAAUUGUUGUCAGUAUGGUGGCUCAAAUCAAAAGCAGGAAAAUAUGACCACUACAGUCCUUGGUCGGUGUGGACAAGUUACACCAAAUAUAUCUCACAGACAAUAUGGACCCUUACCUGUUAUUGGAGUUACUUCCAAUCUUAAGCCUAAGGGACAUAUUAAAGUUUUUACUUCUGUGUUCUGUGAACAAUCUGGUGUUCAUCCCAUAUGGAAUCAAAAACCAGUGUGCCAGAAAGAGAGUUCUCCCUUUCCCACAAGUACAUCCUCCCAUUCCAAUCCUGAAAGUCACAACUCAGACCAACAUCAUCACUGGUCCGAUGAUGCUACCUGUACCUCACUUAAACAAAAUUUAAAUGAUAAAAGCAAUUUGGAUCAUGUAAGGCAUGAUUCUCCUGCUGCUGGUCAGAAUGCUGAUACUAGUUUAUGCCAUGAUGCUGCAAAUCUUAUUAAUAGUAUUGCAUAUGGAAGCAUAGGCAGUGGAAAUGACGGAAAUGCUACUUCACCUAUGGUAGCCAUGAACGACCCUGAAAAUUUUAGUGAUAGUGGUUGCCAUUAUUAUGAUGGAUUUAGAUUGACAAAUUCUCGUUGCUCCAGUCAUAGAGAUGCAGCUCUAACAAAGUUUCGACUGAAGCGGAAAGGGAGAUGCUACGAGAAAAAGGUUCGAUAUCAAAGCAGGAAAAGACUGGCAGAGCAGCGCCCUCGGGUGAAAGGGCAGUUUGUACGCCAAGUAUACAAUGAUCAUCCAGUCCCUUUUGCUGGUGGUGAUUCCUGAAGUUUGUUAAGUUACCUGUAGUAUUAAAUUACAGCUGACUUUAAAACUGAUUUGCGUUAACAAGGAUUAGCAUUUAGCUGUAGGGUGUUGUGUGUCUGGUGGAAUCUGUUUUUCUUGAAGCAUUGGGCAAGAGAGUAGGCCAGUAAGGAGAUAACUAAAGGGUAGUGUUAAGCACUCCUUGUGUUUUCUUCUUUUUGUUUUGACUGUCGCUUACUAAUUUAGGGUUGUAGUAAUUUAUAGUGGGAUUGCUCUGAAGUUUUGGUUUUACUUUUACCUGUGUAUAUAUGUCUUAUUGGUUGAAUGCUAAUAUGGGCGUAUAUAGGCUGUAAGUUUCAGUUUGAGAAUAUCCCGUUAAGCACCUCUUGUUUUGCAAUCGAACGAUCUUUCUUUGCAUUCGAUCCUU
Molecule: messenger RNA, 2799 nt
Organism: Gastrolobium bilobum
Lineage: Eukaryota; Viridiplantae; Streptophyta; Magnoliopsida; Fabales; Fabaceae
Product: two-component response regulator-like PRR95
Exons: 8
Coding region: 300-2396 (698 amino acids)
Biological process (GO): phosphorelay signal transduction system; cytokinin-activated signaling pathway
Molecular function (GO): protein binding
Source: RefSeq, a predicted model, not a curated record